AUGACCGGACGUCCACCAACUGCUAGCCAGCGGUCACAGUCCAAACUUGUCGCGUCAGGCAGCAAGCGGAAACUUCUCAAUGGAGAAGAAAUUCCUGGAGGUCUGGUCAUCGUCCGGCCACCAUCUUCCCAAGGAACACGGCUAUCUACUCGCCCCCCAUCGCAACCCCCGCCAGAUCGCCCCCCCUCAUCCAAUGGACAUCGCCAGAAAGAUUUGGAUGCUUCUAUACCCCCGCCUGCCAAAAAGUUUCGUGCUGAUUCCCAACCUUCAACUACUUCCAAAGCCGGUCCUUCCUCCUUGAAACCUCCGGUUGGACCCUCGUCUUCCAAACAUAUUAGUCGAACACCAGAGAUUGAAGCGGAUGUACGCGCUAUGGAAGAUGAGGCAGACGAGCUACGUCGCAAAGCGAGAGCGAGAGCUUUGGAUCCUGCUCUCAGGCAGGAAUACCAUCCGCCGCCUCGUCCACCGGACCAGAAGCCAACUAGCAAUGGCCAUAGUCGUAAAUCACGGAUAAUAGACACGACGCAGGCCUUGCCUUCAGCUCAUUCAGAAAGUCCCAUGAUCACUAAAAACAAACGAUUAAGAGAGGGUGCGAUGAUGGCAAUUAGGUCUGCAUCACAGGAGCCAGAGUCAGGAGAAUCAAGCCAGCGCGGCCGUGAGGCCACUGUAAACAAUUCUGGAGGAGGCCGACGGAGUCAUAGACGAAACAGCUCGGUCAAUGGGAGAGGGAAGCGGAUAAGUGAAUCCUUCGAAGCCACUGGCAAACUCUCACAUCCGCACAGUUCAAUAUCAGAAUCUAGCUUUUUUAAGCAUAUCGAUACCGAGAUAUCAGAUACUGAACGUCUUCUCCUGCUGUUAACUUGGUGUACUUCCCGCUCAGCGCAAUCUUACGCCUCGACCUCAAAUCCCGCCAGCACAACCCUCCCUCCACUCUCUGAGCAGGAAGUAGUCAUCCUCAGCAAUGUUCAACAAGACCUCUUGCGGCAGUUGGCUGAUAGGAAGAUCGACAUUGGUCCAAAUCCUCAAUCCCAAUCUUCAGGCGCUAUUCAGCAUACUCGGGCGAACAAUCAGAACGUAUCGAAUCAGAAAUACGAGAAGAAUUUCAAUCAAGAAAUCCGACAAAUGGAGCAGGAGCAAGAAUCGUGGAAAAAGGCCAACUACCAUUACGAGGAGCUAUUCAAGAAGGAACAAGGGAAAAUUGAGAAACGCAAAUCCGACAUAUCCCACCGUCAGUCCUUAUCGGAAAAAGCUAAAGGCAAACGGAAGGCUUUCGAUGAUCUACCCGAAGAUUGGAGCUGGCUUCCCUCCGAACACCUUCCGGAGUCGCAGCACGCUGGAUUUUCCCUGGCAAAAGCCGUAUUGGGCUUAAGCACAGAUCCUUCAGGUUCAAUACAACGGACAAAUACUGGUAUUCGAAUAGGUAGAGAGGAUGUGGAAGCAGCGUUAAAGCAAGAGAUAUCCGAUCUUCCUUUCCACAUGGAUACCCUUCUUACCCAUGUCAAUGCUGCUCGACUGACAACGAACGUGGCAGAGUCAGUGCUGGACGAACGGUUUAGCCUCCUUUCUCGGGCACUGGCUGCACGUUCAGGGGAUAUAUCGGAUUUCGCACAGGCAGGAACAGCAUCCACAACGACUCAGAUUCUUAAUCAUUACGUUCCUCCAGCGCCUGCUGCCCCACUCCGCCCGCUCAGCAACGCGCAAAGUAUAUUUCGUGCGUUGGCCCGGGUGGACAGUGCACGCCCUCGAGGGCAAAUUGGGGAUGCAGCUCGGAGGGCGGCAAGGGAGGUUCAUCGGAUGGAAGAGAGUGGUAUUGCCCGCAGCAGUGAAAGGAGGUUGACAGAGGUGCCGCCGACUCCUAGGAAGAUUCCUAUGACACCUCGGAGGGGGAACACACCAGGGAGAGGGAAUACACCAGGCCGGUAG
This is a messenger RNA of Lentinula edodes (shiitake mushroom), 1923 nucleotides long. Its product is annotated as Mis12-Mtw1 protein family-domain-containing protein. Gene Ontology annotation, biological process: cell division; mitotic sister chromatid segregation. Gene Ontology annotation, cellular component: MIS12/MIND type complex. The coding region runs from base 1 to 1923 and encodes 640 amino acids. The record is from RefSeq and is a predicted model, not a curated record. The transcript has 4 exons. NCBI's taxonomy places the organism in Eukaryota, Fungi, Basidiomycota, Agaricomycetes, Agaricales, Omphalotaceae.